Molecule: messenger RNA, 1242 nt
Organism: Closterium sp. Yama58-4
Lineage: Eukaryota; Viridiplantae; Streptophyta; Zygnematophyceae; Desmidiales; Closteriaceae
Source: the annotation of a GenBank genome assembly
AUGCACGCGUGCGCACCCUCGCUCGGAGCAGCAUUUCCAUCCCGUGCGAAAACAUGCGGGUUUUCGCCAGUGGUAACCACACCGUCAGUUGCUCUCGCCAUCCGCCGUGAGGCGCCAUGGCAUUGCUCGCGCUUCGUCGCCGAGCUCUCGCGCAAACAGUCGCCUGGCAGUCGCAUGUUUAAUCAGUCACAGGCCGUCGCGCACUAUCGCAGCGUAGGCUCGCAGCGCGGUGCAGGCGUCGCACGAGCUGCGAAGCGACAAUCAGGAGGCAGCGCGAAACAGUCCCGUGGCAGUAGGAAGACCAGCAGACCACCUCCGCCAGGCGCGCCGAGCCAGCAGCAGCCGGAGCGCUUGAAUGACAGUCAAUCGAGUCAACCCGAUCAACCAGAGCAGCCACAGAAAUCAACCCAGGAAACGUCGGAGUUGACUCAUGCGUCUGAUAAUGCGAGUCAACGAAGUCAAUCGAGUCAACCAUUGUCAUCGACAGCUACACUCGCUGCCUGUCCAGCUUCUCCUUCCCCUUCUACACCCGACAGCACUCAAAAGUCACCGCCGAUAGCCUCACCCGCUGCUUCUUCAGAUUCUCCUUCCUCUUCCGCCCCUGCUGCCCCUGCUGCCCAUGUCGCUGUCGCUCCUAGAGAGGAGGUUUGGCGGGCCUGCCUAACCACGUCAGGAGGCUUGGCCGUAGCUGGACUGCUGGUCAGACAGCUAUCCGCAUGGGGGCAUGAUGCUGGUACUCCCAUCACUGACUGCCUGCAAGCCAUGCCAUUGAGCCUAUCACCAGCCAGCGUACCUCUCGCCCUCACAGCAGCAGCCAUCGUGUCAGCAGCUCGCCUUGCUCUGCUGCGCCUCUCCCCGGCCUUCCUCGCUGCUACCAACGCCUCCAACACACGGGCUCUCUCAAACCUUAACGCCACGGACCUCAUCUGGGUGUCGCUCCUCCCAGGCAUCUCCGAGGAGCUGCUGUUCCGAGGAGCACUGCUGCCGCUGGUGGGGGUGAAUGCAGCGGGGGUGAUAGUAUCGGGGGCUGUCUUUGGUGUACUGCAUAUCACGGGUGGUCGCAACCUCACCUUUGCUGCCUGGGCAUCGAGUGUGGUGUGUGUGUAUGGCGUGCUGGCGAUGGCAACAGAGAGGGUUGCUACAUUCACUUACCAAUUUCACACAUCAUACACCCGCCCGGCCCCUCCUCCCUUCCCAUUCGUCCCAGGGCAUCGAGUGUGGAGUGUGUGUAUGGUGUUCUGA